This is a messenger RNA of Pistacia vera, 2179 nucleotides long. RefSeq names its product glucose-6-phosphate isomerase 1, chloroplastic. Lineage: Eukaryota; Viridiplantae; Streptophyta; Magnoliopsida; Sapindales; Anacardiaceae. The coding region runs from base 143 to 2002 and encodes 619 amino acids. Gene Ontology annotation, biological process: glycolytic process; gluconeogenesis; glucose 6-phosphate metabolic process. Gene Ontology annotation, molecular function: monosaccharide binding; glucose-6-phosphate isomerase activity; carbohydrate derivative binding. The record is from RefSeq and is a predicted model, not a curated record. The transcript has 14 exons. Gene Ontology annotation, cellular component: cytosol.
AGCACAAAAAACAUUUCACUACCAUCGUCACUUAACAAAAAUCUCAACCAAAACCAAAACGCAGCCAACCAUGAACAGACCUUAAAUCAAAAUCAAAAUAUCCCUAGUUAUUAUCGCUCAAAUCAAAUCAUUUCAUUUCUCAAUGGCUUCUCUUUCUGGUCUCUGUUCAUCCUCUCCGUCUCUCAACCCCAAGAACCCAACCAGUAAACCAAUUCCUUCUGUCCGCAAAGAUUUCGUCGCAUUCCCCACUCGUCCAACUUGGACGCCCAGCCUGAUCCAAACUCAGUCCGUCGCUCGUGAGGUGUCUUCCGAUUUAUCGAACACCAACGACAGUGUACCUAUGAAUGCGAAGAAGGGGUUAGAGAAAGAUCCACAUGGAUUAUGGAAACGGUACGUUGACUGGUUGUACCAGCACAAGGAGCUUGGGUUGUACCUGGACGUGAGCCGGAUCGGGUUCACUGAUGAGUUUAUUGCGGAGAUGGAGCCGAGAUUUCUGGCGGCUCUUAAGGCGAUGGAGGAGUUGGAAAAGGGCGCGAUUGCGAAUCCCGACGAGGGAAGGAUGGUUGGACACUAUUGGUUGAGAAAUUCGAAUCUCGCGCCAACCUCCUUCUUGAAGACACAGAUUGAUACCACGCUUGAUGCUGUCUGCAGCUUUGCCGAUGAAGUCGUCAGUGGUAAGAUUAAGCCGCCAUCUUCAUCUGAGGGUCGUUUUACUUCUAUACUCUCUGUUGGGAUUGGAGGUUCAGCUCUUGGACCACAGUUUGUUGCAGAGGCAUUGGCUCCUGAUAAUCCUCCUUUGAAGAUAAGAUUCAUCGACAAUACAGAUCCUGCUGGAAUUGACCAUCAAAUUGCUCAACUCGGCCCCGAAUUGGCUUCUACACUAGUAAUAGUAAUUUCAAAGAGUGGAGGUACGCCUGAAACUAGAAAUGGGUUAUUGGAAGUACAGAAGGCCUUUCGUGAAGCUGGCCUGGAAUUUGCAAAACAGGGUGUUGCCAUAACCCAAGAAAAUUCAUUGUUGGACAACACUGCAAGAAUUGAAGGUUGGCUGGCUAGAUUUCCUAUGUUUGAUUGGGUGGGUGGUAGGACAUCCGAAAUGUCUGCUGUUGGCCUGCUUCCAGCGGCGCUUCAGGGAAUUGAUAUUAGAGAAAUGCUUGCUGGUGCAUCAUUGAUGGAUGAGGCUAAUAGGACAACUGUGCUUAGGGAUAACCCUGCUGCAUUACUUGCUUUAUGCUGGUAUUGGGCUUCUGAUGGCAUAGGCUCCAAGGACAUGGUUGUCCUUCCUUACAAGGACAGCCUAUUACUAUUUAGUAGGUAUUUACAGCAGCUGGUCAUGGAAUCACUUGGGAAGGAGUUUGAUCUUGAUGGUAAUCGGGUGAAUCAAGGACUUACUGUUUAUGGAAAUAAAGGGAGCACAGAUCAGCAUGCUUACAUUCAACAACUGAGAGAAGGUGUGCACAAUUUCUUCGUGACAUUCAUUGAAGUGUUGCGUGACAGACCCCCUGGUCAUGAUUGGGAGCUUGAACCAGGUGUCACUUGUGGUGACUACUUGUUUGGAAUGCUUCAGGGAACAAGAUCAGCUCUGUAUGCAAACAACCGGGAGUCCAUUACAGUCACUGUGCAAGAAGUGACACCUAGAUCGGUGGGAGCUCUUAUAGCACUUUAUGAGCGAGCAGUUGGGAUAUAUGCCUCAAUGGUCAAUAUUAAUGCUUACCAUCAACCUGGUGUGGAAGCUGGAAAAAAGGCAGCAGGAGAAGUAUUAGCUCUCCAGAAGCGGGUUCUGGCAGUACUCAAUGAGGCUAGCUGUAAACAACCUGUCGAACCGCUAACGCUUGACGAAGUUGCUGAACGUUGCCAUGCUCCUGAAGAUAUUGAAAUGAUUUACAAAAUUAUAGCUCACAUGGCUGCGAAUGACAGAGCACUGAUUGCUGAAGGCAGUUGUGGUUCACCGCGUAGCAUCAAAGUUUUCCUCGGGGAAUGUAUUGUUGAUGAGUUGUAUGCUUAAUCUGCAUCAAUGAAAUUCAUUGAUAUUUUAUACUUGCGGUUUGAGUUCUACCUAAGACUAAGAGCAUUAAUAAACUAGCCUUGACGUUGUUGUAUGGCAACGUUAUAUAAAUCUGUAAGUUAUUGUUUAGUUUGGAUUAGAAAUAAUAAUAUCCAUUGAAGUUUUGUUGAUUGUCAA